UAGAAUUUCCGGUGGCAAAGAAGUACUGGGUGAUAGAGCGUUCAUGGUUUAUUUUAUAAAAUCGGCGGUCUCAGUCGAGACUUAUCAUGGCUGGACUUGUGGAGGAGCCUUGAUCACAGAGUUACAUAUCCUCACAUCGGCUGCUUGUUUAACCGACGUCGGAUUCGUAUAUGCGAUUGCUGGAUACCGACGUUAUGUGCCAACUGAACUGCUGGACGUAGAUGAUUGCACGAGUACCAAAAAAAAGAGAGUCGUUAAAACUUGUGUACCAGAAGCUUACCGAUUGGAGUUCGCUAAUGCAUCAACAUGGGCAACCACCAACGACAUCGGAAUUGCAGUGGUGGAAAGUCCUUACAACUUUUCGGAUACAUCUUACUCUAUAUACUGUUCGUAUACUCCAAGACCCAUCGCAGUCAACUUUAGACUGCAGUCUACGACGAUGGGGAGAGACGUAGUGGCCUUGGGUUGGGGUUACACCGAUGGUCUUAGAAUGCCAUAUCACCUCAUGGAUCACAACGAAGAAUUUCUACGUGAAGCAUCUAUGCUAAUAGCAAAUUACAAGUUGUGUGAGAAUAAGUUUCAUAGCACAGCGAUGCACGUGGAUAAGGAUAUAAUUGACUUCUAUAAAUUGAUAUGUACGUAUGGGGCAGGAAAUAUAGACUCGGAAGGAAAUGUUAUAGACUAUGGUGAACUGGCAACAGAAUGUAUGGACGACGAAACUACGACAGGGACAGAAACAGUGUUACCCGACACAACGACAAAACCCGUUUUACGACAUUUAACUCGAGGGCUAAACCUAUAUCCAAAAUUAGAACCGCGGCCAGAACUGAAGCCACACCCAGAUCCACUUAAAUGGUCAGAACGAGACUCAGCAACAGAAGCGUAUCUAGAACCGGAGACAAUGCCAUGGCCAGAGCAAGAUAAAGGAGCUAAAACCAGAAGCAAACAAUACGAUUACUAUGACUAUAUUACAAAAGGUCUACAGCACGAUACUUUUACUGAUGAACCAGUGCUACACGCCACAAUAAUUAGCGAGAAAGUAAAUCCAGAUAAAUUGACAGACUAUGAGGAAAAGAAAUACGACUAUGAAGAAAACAAAUAUGGCAACGUGGAAAACAAAUAUGACAACGUGGAAAACAAAUACGACAAUCUGGAAAACCAAUACGACAACGUGGAAAACAAAUACGACAACGUUGAACACAAAUACGACAACGUCGAAAACAACUACGACAACGUGAAAAACAAAUACGACAACGUGGAAAACAAAUACGACAACGUGGAAAACAAAUACGACAACAUGGAAAACAAAUACGACUAUGACUACGAGGAUUUAACCCGAAGAUUUAAUAGAAAACGAAAGAGAAAAAUAACAAAGACUACAAAAACUAAUGCAGCAAAAUCCCUAAGAUGUGGAAGACUUAAGAAAGAUUUGUAUAUGAAUACGAGAAGACAGAGCAUUUGCCAGAACGAUCAUGGCUGUCCCCUAAUAACGUGGAUUGGCACAGAAGAAGUGUUAAUAGGGAUAGCAUUGACCAGCCUAUAUGACAAGGCCUACCACUGCAUCCCCCCCAACCUGUACGUGAGCACAGUGCAACACCCUUGGUUCAUCAAAUGUGUAGUGGCCACCAAAGACAUAAAGACUAUUGACCAUGACAAUGACGACAACGAGAACGUUUUGCGAUCGAAAUGUUACGAAUCCAAUUCAAAUAACAAGAAACACAACAUUUACGAGAAAGACAUUAAAUGGCCUGUACCUAAAAAAGAAGACUAAACAUUAAUUUAGUAGAUAUUAUCUACCUAAUUUCGCUGACUACUUUUAUUAUUUAACUUGUCACGCAACCUAGAGAUAAACGGCGUAUCUAGUGAUUUUGGUAGGUACUAUAGCCACAGAUUGCUAUUAAUAAUUACUAUGUAACAGAUAUAUCACUCUCACACAAAAUCGAAAAUACCUACGGUAUAAUAGCCUACUAAAUCUGACUAAUGGCACCAGGCGCUCACUACGAGGAAAAAGAAACCUAAGCACGCGCUCAGAGAGGUGAAAAUAACGUUGCACGCCGUGUGCAGUCGUGCGGAGCCGAAUGCUCAUAAAUGAAAGAUUUGUGUGAGCGCUUGCGCCGACGUUGGCGCACUCAGCCACAAUUGAAAAAUCCUUAAUUUGUAAUAUGAAGUUUAUUGACUAUCACGAUGUUUUAUUGCCAUUGUAGCGAAUCACAGCAGUCGCUACAAAGUUUUUUUUAUAGGUAUAUUUUAUACAGCCUUUUUAGCAGUUCAGUUUUAAAUUCUAAAUUUAAAUGUACUUGGCUUUGGAGCCUUUUCUUGUUAUUGUCACUAUUGUUUCUGUUUUUGAUUGAUAGCUGUGGAUUGUUUGUUAAAUAAACUGUAAGUAGGUUAUCAUUCAUUCGAUUCAAUACCGUC
Molecule: messenger RNA, 2415 nt
Organism: Hyposmocoma kahamanoa
Lineage: Eukaryota; Metazoa; Arthropoda; Insecta; Lepidoptera; Cosmopterigidae
Exons: 8
Coding region: 44-1771 (575 amino acids)
Biological process (GO): proteolysis
Molecular function (GO): serine-type endopeptidase activity
Source: RefSeq, a predicted model, not a curated record